Messenger RNA from Polypterus senegalus (gray bichir), 1635 nucleotides. RefSeq names its product cytochrome P450 2K1-like. The transcript has 9 exons. Gene Ontology annotation, cellular component: cytoplasm; intracellular membrane-bounded organelle. Gene Ontology annotation, biological process: xenobiotic metabolic process. Gene Ontology annotation, molecular function: iron ion binding; heme binding; oxidoreductase activity, acting on paired donors, with incorporation or reduction of molecular oxygen, reduced flavin or flavoprotein as one donor, and incorporation of one atom of oxygen. Bases 61 to 1569 code for a protein of 502 amino acids. Lineage: Eukaryota; Metazoa; Chordata; Cladistia; Polypteriformes; Polypteridae. The record is from RefSeq and is a predicted model, not a curated record.
ACACUAUAAAACGUUGCUCUUCCAGUCCUGCAGCUGUAGUUGGAAAAAUAAAUAGCAACCAUGCCACUCUCCGGCCUGCUUCUCACAGACACUUCAACUGCGUGUCUGAUUUGUGUUUUUACUGUUCUUGCUUUAUACUUUUUCUUUUCUAAGAAAACCCAAAACUCAGAGUACAGCUUUCCUCCUGGACCAACACCUCUGCCUGUCCUGGGCAACAUCAACAUUUUCAACAUGUGGUUUCCACAUCUGACCCUUCACAAGCUUUCUGAGAAAUAUGGUGGCGUGUUUACCUUCCACGUGGGCUCCACAAAGUUCGUCAUUUUAUGUGGAUAUGAUGCAGUGAAGGAGGCCUUAGUCAAUCAGCCAGAUGACUUUGGAGAUCGAGGCUUAAGAAAGAUUAAUAAAGAGCUUUCCAGAGGAGAUGGCAUUGUCUUUGGCCGUGGAGAGUCCUGGAAGACUAUGCGUCGCUUUACCCUUUCAACCCUCCGGGAUUUUGGAAUGGGCAAAAGAACAAUUGAAGACAGGAUUGUUGAAGAAUGCCAGAAUCUAAUGGAUGUUUUUGAGUCUCACAAAGGUCAGCCAUUUAAUCCAAAAAUGAUCAUCAACUCUGCCGUCUCCAAUAUCAUCUGCUCCAUCAUUUUUGGGGACCGUUUUGAUUACCAGGAUUCUCAUUUCCUCCACCUGCAAACAAUUAUGAAUGAAUCUUUCAAAUUAAGUGUUAGCCCACAGAUUCAGCUCUACAACGUUUUUCCAUUUUUAGGGUUCUUAUUCUCUGAUUACAAGAAAGCAACACAAAUCAACAAGGAGUUCCGAAAAUUUAUUUUCAGUGUUUUUGAAGACCGUAAAUAUAAAGUGGACAAAAACGAUCUGCGCAGCUUUAUUGAUUCCUUCAUCUCUAGACAGCAAGAAGAGGAAGUAAAAAACACAAAGUCACAUUUUCAUGAAGGGAACCUGAUUGCUUCAUCAUUAAACUUGUUUGCGGCUGGAACAGAGACCACCUCUACCACCCUGCGCUGGGGCCUGCUGCUAAUGAUGAAACAUCCUGAAGUGCAGGCAAAAGUUCAUCAAGAAAUAGAAAAUGUUAUAGGGAAGGACCGCUGCCCACAGACUGAAGACAGGAAGAGCAUGCCCUACACAGAUGCAGUUAUACAUGAAAUCCAAAGGUUUAGCAAUGUGGCUCCUAUGAGCCUCUUGCAUCAGACUGCCACGGACACAACUUUUCGAGGAUACCGAAUUCCCAAGGGCACCCCUGUGAUCCCACUGCUCACCUCUGUUCUCUUUGACAAGACUCAGUGGGCCACACCCUACAAGUUCAACCCCGCCCACUUCCUGGAUGACCAGGGAAAGUUCAUCAGGAGAGAUGCAUUUUUGCCCUUCUCAGCAGGUCGCAGAGUGUGCCUUGGUGAGACCCUAGCCAAAAUGGAACUGUUUUUAUUCUUCACCAUGCUUUUGCAGAAGUUUGUCUUUCGGCCACCAGCAGGAGUAACUCCAGAACAGCUGGAUCUUUCACCAGUGCCUGGUUUAACAUUAACUCCAAAGGACUUUAAAAUGUGUGCUGUGAGCCAUUAAAACGCAGCCUGCAGUGAUACCAUUAUUUAGAUGGUUAAAAAUAAAUUCAUUUUUUGUUUGACUGCA